This is a messenger RNA of Symphalangus syndactylus (siamang), 4713 nucleotides long. RefSeq names its product unconventional myosin-XV-like. Gene Ontology annotation, molecular function: cytoskeletal motor activity; ATP binding. NCBI's taxonomy places the organism in Eukaryota, Metazoa, Chordata, Mammalia, Primates, Hylobatidae. Gene Ontology annotation, cellular component: myosin complex; cytoskeleton. The record is from RefSeq and is a predicted model, not a curated record.
AUGCAGAUCCUGGAGGCAACACCCCUCUUGGAGUCCUUCGGUAAUGCCAAAACCGUCAGGAAUGACAACUCCAGCCGCUUUGGGAAGUUCGUGGAAAUCUUUCUGGAAGGGGGCGUGAUCUCUGGUGCCAUAACCUCCCAGUACCUGCUUGAGAAAUCCAGGAUCGUGUUUCAGGCCAAAAACGAGAGGAAUUACCACAUCUUCUACGAGUUGCUGGCCGGGUUGCCUGCCCAGCUCCGACAGGCCUUUAGCCUGCAAGAGGCUGAGACCUACUACUAUCUGAACCAGGGUGGAAACUGUGAGAUAGCAGGAAAGAGCGAUGCAGAUGACUUUCACCGGCUCCUGGCUGCCAUGGAGGUGCUGGGCUUCAGCGGUGAGGACCAGGACAGCGUCUUCCGCAUCCUGGCCUCCAUCCUGCACCUGGGCAACGUCUACUUUGAGAAGUAUGAGACAGAUGCACAGGAGGUGGCCUCAGUGGUGAGUGCCCGGGAGAUCCAGGCCGUGGCAGAGCUGCCGCGGAUCUCCCCUGAGGGCCUGCAGAAGGCCAUCACCUUCAAAGUGACCGAGACAAUGCGAGAGAAGAUCUUCACGCCCCUAACUGUGGAGAGCGCUGUGGAUGCCAGGGACGCCAUCGCCAAGGUCUUGUAUGCACUGCUGUUCAGCUGGCUCAUCACCAGGGUCAACGCGCUGGUGUCCCCAAGGCAGGACACGCUGUCCAUCGCCAUCCUGGACAUCUAUGGUUUCGAGGACCUGAGCUUCAACAGCUUUGAGCAGCUGUGUAUUAACUACGCAAACGAGAACCUUCAGUACCUUUUCAACAAGAUCGUCUUCCAGGAGGAGCAGCUGUCUCCUGCUGCCCACUGCCUGCAGGAGGAGUACAUCCGUGAGCAGAUCGACUGGCAGAUCACCUUUGCUGACAACCAGCCCUGCAUCAACCUCAUCUCACUGAAGCCUUAUGGCAUCCUGCGGAUCCUCGACGACCAGUGUUGCUUUCCCCAGGCUACAGACCACACCUUCCUACAGAAGUGCCACUACCAUCAUGGCGCCAACCCGCUCUAUUCCAAACCCAAGAUGCCGCUGCCUGAGUUCACCAUCAAGCACUAUGCAGGCAAGGUCACCUACCAGGUGCACAAGUUCCUGGACAAGAACCACGACCAAGUGCGCCAGGAUGUGCUGGACCUGUUCGUACGGAGCCGGACACGGGUGGUGGCAUACCUCUUCUCCAGCCAUGCCCCACAGGCUGCCCCUCAGCGCCUGGGCAAGAGCAGCUCCGUCACUCGGCUCUACAAGGCGCACACUGUGGCCGCCAAGUUCCAGCAGUCACUCCUGGAUCUGGUGGAAAAGAUGGAGAGGUGUAACCCCUUGUUCAUGCGUUGCCUGAAGCCCAACCACAAGGAGGAGCCAGGUCUCUUUGAGCCAGAUGUGGUAAUGGCACAAUUACACUAUUCAGGGGUGCUGGAGACCGUGAGGAUCCGCAAGGAGGGAUUUCCAGUGCGCCUGCCUUUCCAGGGCUUCAUCGACAGGUACUGCUGUCUAGUGGCCCUCAAGCAUGACCUGCCGGCUAAUGGGGACAUGUGUGUGUCAGUGCUGAGUCGCCUGUGCAAAGUCAUGCCAAAAAUGUACCGUGUUGGGGUCAGCAAGCUGUUCCUUAAGGAACACCUAUACCAGCUGCUGGAGAGUAUGCGAGAGCAUGUCCUGAAUCUGGCAGCCCUCACCCUGCAGCGCUGCCUCCGUGGCUUCUUCAUUAAGUGGCCAUUCCGCUCUCUGUGCUACAAGAUCAUCCUGCUGCAAAGCCGGGCCCGUAGCUACCUUGCCAGGCAACGCUAUCAGCAGAUGAGGAGGAGUCUGGUGAAGUUCCGGUCCCUGGUACACGCAUACGUGAGCCGCCGACGCUAUCUCAAGCUGAGGGCAGAGUGGAGGCGCCAGGUGGAGUGGGCGCGGCUGUGGGAGCAGGAGGAGCUGAGCAAGCAGAAGGUAGUCGCUGUGGGGCACCUGGAGGUACCGGCUGAGCUGGCUGGGCUCUUGCAAGCAGUGGCAGGCCUCGGGCUGGCCCGGGUGCCUCGGGUGGCCCCUGUGCAGACUCCUCGGCUCUAGGCUGAGCCCCGUGUCACACUGGCCCUGGACAUCAACUAUCCUAUGGCCAAGUUUGUCCGGUGCCACUUCAAGGAACCUGCCUUUGGGAUGUUGACAGUGCCCCUGAGGACACCCCUCACGCAGCUGCCAGCCGAGCACCAUGCAGAGGCCGUGAGCGUCUUCAAGUUGAUCCUGCGCUUCAUGGGCGACCCCCACCUGCAUGGUGCCCAGGAGAACAUCUUCGGGAACUACAUUGUGCAGAAGGGGCUGGCGGUGCCUGAGCUGCGGGACGAGAUCCUGGCACAGCUGGCCAAUCAGGUGUGGCACAAUCACAAUGCCCACAAUGCUGAGCGGGGCUGGCUGCUGCUGGCCGCCUGCCUCAGUGGCUUUGCACCUUCCCCGCGCUUCAACAAGUACCUUCUCAAGUUUGUGUCUGAUUAUGGGCGGAAUGGCUUUCAGGCUGUGUGUCAGCACCGCCUCAUGCAGGCCAUGGGCCGGGCCCAACAGCAGGGCUCGAGGGCUGCCCGCACCUUACCCCCGACCCAGCUGGAGUGGACAGCGACCCAUGAGAAGGCCAGCAUGGCGCUGGACGUGGGCUGCUUCAGUGGUGACCAGUUCUGCCCGGUGCACUCCUGGAGUACGGGGGAAGAGGUGGCUGGAGACAUUCUGAGGCACAGGGGGCUGGCAGAUGGCUGGCGCGGCUGGACCGUGGCCAUGAAGAAUGGUGUCCAGUGGGCAGAGCUGGCUGGCCACGACUACGUGUUGGACCUGGUGUCGGACUUGGAGCUGCUCAGGGACUUCCCUCGACAGAAGUCCUACUUCAUUGUGGGCGCAGAGGGGCCUGUAGCCAGCAGGGGAGGCCCCAAAGUCGUGUUUGGGAACAGCUGGGACUCGGAUGAGGACACGGCCACUAGACCCCAGCCCCAGGAGCACAUGCCCAAAGUACUUGACUCUGAUGGGUACAGCAGCCACAAUCAGGACGGUACAAAUGGGGAGACUGAGGCCCAAAGAGGGACAGCAACCUACCAAGAGUCAGACAGUCUUGGAGAGCCUGCUGUGCCCCACAGGGGGCUGGACUGCUACCUGGAUAGCCUCUUCGACCCUGUGCUGUCCUACGGGGAUGUGGACCUGGAGAAGCCAACAGCCAUUGCCUACCGCAUGAAAGGGGGAGGCCAGCCCGGUGGAGGCAGCAGUAGUGGUACUGAAGACACCCCCAGGAGACCCCCAGAGCCAAAGCCAAUCCCAGGCCUGGAUGCCUCCACAUUGGCUCUGCAGCAAGCCUUCAUCCACAAACAGGCCGUGCUGCUGGCCCGGGAGAUGACCCUGCAGGCCAUGGCACUCCAGCAGCAGCCCCUGAGUGCUGCCCUGAGAUCCUUGCCCGCAGAGAAACCCCCAGCACCAGGGGCACAGCCGAAGUCUGUAGGCACCGGUCCCCCUGCCAAACCCGUGCUCCUGCGUGCCACUCCAAAGCCCUUGGCCCCAGCCCCUCUGGCCAAGGCUCCAAGGCUCCCCACCAAGCCUGUGGCUGCCCCUGUUCUAGCUCAAGAUCAGGCUUCUCCAGAAACCACUUCACCCUCCCCAGAGCUGGUCCGGUACUCUACGCUCAACUCUGAGCACUUCCCACAGCCCACACAGCAGAUCAAGAAUAUUGUCAGGCAGUACCAGCAGCCGUUCCGGGGAGGCCGGCCCGAGGCCCUCAGGAAGGAUGGCGGGAAGGUGUUCAUGAGGCGGCCAGACCCUCACGAGGAGGCCCUGAUGAUCCUGAAGGGGCAGAUGACUCACCUGGCAGCUGCACCUGGCACCCAGGUGUCCAAAGAGGCCGUGGCCCUGGCGAAGCCGGUGACCAGUGCACCAAGGCCAUCCAUGACACCCACUUCAGGUGAGCCCUCGCGAUCGCUGCAGUCCCCUGAGUAACUCACGCAGACGCGCCUGCACCGCCUCAUCAACCCCAGCUUCUACGGCUAUCAGGACGCCCCCUGGAGGAUCUUCCUGCGCAAAGAGGUGUUUUACCCCAAGGACAGCUACAGCCAUCCUGUGCAGCUUGACCUCCUGUUCCGGCAGAUCCUGCACGACACACUCUCCGAGGCCUGCCUUCGCAUCUCUGAGGAUGAGAGGCUUAGGACGAAGGCCUUGUUUACCCAGAACCAGCUGGACACACAGAGGCCUCUGGUAACGGAAAGCGUGAAGCAGGCCGUGGUCAGCACUGCACGAGACACCUGGGAGGUCUACUUCUCCCGCAUAUUCCCCGCCACGGGCAGCGUGGGCACUGGUGUGCAGCUCCUAGCUGUGUCCCAUGUGGGCAUCAAACUCCUGAGGAUGGUCAAGGGUGGCCAGGAGGCCGGCGGGCAGCUGCGGGUCCUGCGUGCAUACAGCUUUGCAGAUAUCCUGUUUGUGACCAUGCCCUCCCAGAACAUGCUGGAGUUCAACCUGGCCAGUGAGAAGGUCAUCCUCUUCUCAGCCCGAGCGCACCGGGUCAAGACCCUGGUAGAUGACUUCAUCUUGGAGCUGAAGAAGGACUCUGACUAUGUGGUCGCUGUGAGGAACUUUCUGCCUGAGGACCCUGCGCUGCUGGCUUUCCACAAGGGUGACAUCAUACACCUGCAGCCCCUAGAGCCACCUCGAGUGGGUCAGUGCCACUGA